UUCGAGAUUUAUUUGCUCGAGACGAAAAAGAUGAUGAUGACGAGCAAAAAUCUUCUUUUCAAAAACGCCAAGAAAGAAUUAAAAAUCAAAUUGAACAAUUUGAAACGGAAAAUGUUGCUGAAAAAGAUUGGACUCUCGUAGGAGAGGCGUCAAGUAAAGAUAGGCCUAUAAAUAGUUUGUUGGAAGAAAAUUUGGAGUUUGAUCAUAUUGUAAAGCCCGUUCCUGAAAUAACUGAGCAAUUUACGGAAAAACUUGAAGAUAUAAUAAAACGAAGGAUUUUGGAUGAAACAUUCGACGAUGUUGAACGUAAACGUGAUCCUAAUUUUAGACCAUUUUUACCUUCGAAAUUAGUUGAAAUAUCAGAUGAGAAAUCAAAGAAAUCUUUAGCUGAAAUAUAUGAAGAAGAUUAUGUUAAACAAACUACUAAAGAUAUGAAAAAUGAGAAGGAUGAGGCAUUAAAGAAAGAACAUAAAGAAAUCGAAAAUAUGUUUAAGGAUUUAUGUCAUAAAUUAAAUGCUUUAAGUAAUUUCCAUUAUACUCCAAAACCACCCAAACCGGAAAUUACCGUUAUUUCUGAUUUACCUGCAAUUUCUAUGGAAGAAGUUAUACCUGUUAAUGUUAGCGAUGCUAAAUUAUUAGCACCUGAAGAAGUUUAUGACAAAAAGAAAGGAGAAAUUAAGGGCGAAACUGAAAAGGACUCGACCGAGAAGAAACGAGCUCGUGUUGCGAAGAAACGCGCCAAGAAGAGAGAGAAGUUAUUAAAAGAACGUGAAAAGAAAGUCAUCGAAAAGAUAAAUCCUGGAUUAGGUAAUAAGCAUUCCAAACAAAAGAUUUUGGAUUCUUUAAUUGGACAAAAGAAUGUUACUAUUAUCGAUAAGGAUGGAACUCAAAAAUCGGCAAUAAGACAUGUUGUUGAUGUUAAAUCCACAUCUUUGAAAUUAUGA
Funneliformis mosseae is the source of this 944-nucleotide messenger RNA. The record is from the annotation of a GenBank genome assembly. Lineage: Eukaryota; Fungi; Glomeromycota; Glomeromycetes; Glomerales; Glomeraceae.